Molecule: messenger RNA, 1797 nt
Organism: Striga hermonthica
Lineage: Eukaryota; Viridiplantae; Streptophyta; Magnoliopsida; Lamiales; Orobanchaceae
Source: the annotation of a GenBank genome assembly
AUGGCGGCUUCAGCUUCGUGGACCAGCCUUAAACCCUCGCCGCCCGCCGCCGCGGUCUCGCGGCUUCGACCUCUUCCCUUCUCCACCGCUUUCGGCGCAGCCACCCCUUCAUUACGCCGCCAAGGCAACCGACCCCGCCGCUUUGUCGUCCUCUCGAUGGACGCGAAGCCGACUAUUCUCGUGGCCGAGAAGCUCGGAGAGGCCGGGGUGAAGCUUCUCAAGGAGUUCGCGAACGUGGACUGCUCGUACAACCUCAGCCCCGAGGAGCUCUGCACCAAGAUCUCGCUCUGCGACGCCCUGAUUGUGAGGAGCGGGACCAAGGUCAGCCGCGAGGUGUUCGAGUCCUCCGCCGGGAGGCUGAAGGUGGUAGGUAGGGCCGGCGUCGGGAUUGACAACGUGGAUCUGGCGGCGGCCACUGAACACGGCUGUCUCGUGGUGAAUGCGCCGACCGCCAAUACCGUGGCCGCGGCGGAGCAUGGGAUCGCGCUGCUUACUGCCAUGGCGAGGAACAUUGCGCAGGCUGAUGCCUCUGUCAAGGCUGGUAAAUGGCUGAGGAGCAAAUAUGUAGGUGUAUCACUCGUUGGUAAGACAUUGGCUGUCAUGGGUUUUGGCAAGGUUGGAUCAGAAGUAGCUAGGCGUGCCAAGGGACUGGGUAUGCACGUCAUUGCACACGAUCCCUAUGCCCCGGCUGACCGUGCACGUGCAAUAGGUGUCGAGCUUGUGAGCUUUGAUCAGGCUAUUGCAUCUGCUGAUUUCAUCUCCCUUCACAUGCCUCUUACUGCUGCCACAUCGAAAGUUCUAAACGACGAGACUUUUGCCAAGAUGAAAAAGGGUGUUAGAAUCGUGAAUGUUGCACGUGGGGGUGUGAUUGAUGAGGAGGCUUUAGUGAGAGCUAUUGAUGCUGGCAUUGUUGCUCAGGCAGCACUUGAUGUCUUUACUGAAGAGCCCCCAGCUAAAGACAGCAAGCUCGUACAGCAUGAAAAUAUAAUUGCGACCCCACAUCUAGGUGCCAGCACUACAGAAGCUCAGGAAGGAGUUGCCAUUGAAAUAGCUGAGGCUGUUGUUGGAGCAUUGAAGGGGGAGCUUGCUGCUACUGCUGUAAACGCACCCAUGGUUCCUGCUCAGGUUCUAACCGAACUAAAGCCCUACGUCAGUCUCGCCGAAAAACUCGGCCGCCUAGCUGUCCAGCUCGUCUCCGGCGGCAGCGGCGUGAAAACCGUCAAAGUCACCUAUGCCUCCGCCCGUGCACCCGAUGACCUGGACACCCGUCUCCUCCGAGCCAUGAUCACAAAAGGCCUGAUUGAGCCCAUCUCCACCUCCUUCGUGAACCUCGUCAACGCUGACUUCACCGCCAAACAAAGGGGCCUCCGCAUAACCGAAGAACGAGUCGUUCUCGACGCAUCCCCUGAGAACCCGCUCGAGCUCAUCCAAGUCCAGAUUGCUAAUGUCGACUCGAAGUUUGCCAGUGCCAUAACCGACUCGGGUGAGAUUAAGGUAGAGGGCAGGGUUAAAGAUGGAAUUCCGCACCUGACUAGGGUCGGGUCGUUUGAGGUGGACGUGAGCUUGGAAGGGAGUAUUAUUCUAUGCAGGCAGGUGGAUCAGCCGGGCAUGAUUGGGGCUGUGGGUCGAAUCUUGGGAGAGGAGAAUGUGAACGUGAGCUUUAUGAGCGUUGGUAGGAUUGCUCCAAGGAAACAGGCGGUGAUGGCAAUCGGGGUGGAUGAAGAGCCGAGCAAGCAGUCGCUGACUAGGAUUGGCGAGAUUUCUGCUAUUGAGGAGUUCGUUUAUCUCAAGCUGUAA